Molecule: messenger RNA, 970 nt
Organism: Amorphotheca resinae ATCC 22711
Lineage: Eukaryota; Fungi; Ascomycota; Leotiomycetes; Helotiales; Amorphothecaceae
Exons: 8
Coding region: 42-746 (234 amino acids)
Biological process (GO): mRNA cis splicing, via spliceosome
Cellular component (GO): catalytic step 2 spliceosome
Molecular function (GO): RNA binding
Source: RefSeq, a predicted model, not a curated record
CUGUUUUUGAUACUGCUUUGAUACACCUUACACCUGCCAUUAUGACGACCGCUCAUAGACCUACGUUCGACCCCGCAAGGGGAAAGGAGGCACAACGAGGCCCAGCAUAUCACCAGAGACUCCUACCAGCGCACACGCAACUCAAGCUCCGAAAACCAGGGCAAGGAGGAGAUGCAGAUCGCCAAGCUCGCGAUCUCCGCGCAGAAUUGCUCGAGGCUGAGGCGGCGCACUUCGCAAAGAUCAAGGGCGGACCGGCUCCAACCCCGGAGACUGCAGAGCCUUCUACGAAUCAGGCGAAGAGGCAGCUUGAGGAUGGCGGAAUGGGGGACGAGGAAGACCCCGAAGCUAAACGGAGGCGGAUACUAGAAGAGACGAGAGAUAUAGACGCCGAGUCUGAGGAUGAUGGGGAGGAUGAUAGUAGUGAAGAUGACAGUGACGACGAUGAGGACGAGACGGCGGAGCUACAACGCGAACUAGAGAAGAUCAAGCGGGAGAGGGCUGAGAGGAGAGAGCAAGAGGAACGCGAGAGGAUAGCGGCAGAAGAGGCUGCACGGGAGAAGGACAUUGCUCUUGGAAACCCCUUGCUGAACCCCAGGACCGACUUCAACGUCAAGCGCCGAUGGGACGACGACGUGGUGUUCAAGAACCAAGCCCGCGGGACCGAGGACAAGCGCAAGAAGGAGUUCGUCAAUGACCUCUUGCGAUCGGAUUUCCACAAACGCUUCAUGAGCAAAUAUGUGAGAUGACGAGUCAUGGGAGAUUGGUCAUUGGAGAAUGAAGACUGGGAGUUCUGGGUCCGGCUGGCUGGAGGGGUCGGCAAGUUAUUACCUACAUGGCGGAGGACGAUGAGCGGUCAGACCGCCUGGCUGCCACGGGGCCACCUUAUCUAUGCAAUUGUAUACAUAACAUGUGGCGUAUAAAGGAGUUUUAAGAAUUUGCAUAAUCACAGGCCCCAUCUUAAUUACUCCGU